AUGGUCAUGGAAAUGUCCAAAACCUAUCAGUAUCGUAAGGUUAUGAAACCCUUACUGGAACGUAAGCGACGAGCCCGCAUCAACAAGUGUCUGGACGAUCUGAAGGAUUUAAUGGUCGAGUGUCUAACACAGGAGGGCGAACAUGUUACGCGCCUCGAGAAGGCCGAUAUUUUGGAACUGACCGUGGAGCAUAUGCGCAAAUUGAAACAACGUGGCAAUUUGGCUGUGCGCAGUUCAACCCUAAAUGCCCACGUGGAGUCCUUUCGUUCAGGAUAUGUUCAUGCCGCCGAUCAAAUAUCUCAAGUUUUGCUGCAACAAUAUUUCGAUGAUGAUGUCCGCAGUAAAUUGAUGAAAUUCCUAUCCACGCGGUUGCUGGAUAUGCAACACAGUUUGGGAUUACAAAGUGCGGCGGCAGCAGUAGCAGUGCCACCUCCACCAUCUUCCUUAGUUCCUGAUAUCACCACCGCCACCAAUACCUACAAUAUGCAAAAGUCCUUUUGUGAUUCCUUGCAAACUGUCAACCCAACGAGAGCAUUGGAACCAUUUUCGCAAUUCCCCAGAGGAAUUUCGUCUAACCUAAAUCCAUUGCCCAGUCGUGAUGCGAAGGAUACCAGUGAUAUGAUUGACAUCAUUACCGUGGAUAAUUCAAUGGACUCAUCGGUGUCGAAUAGUUCGAAUAACUCUGAUUCUGUAUGGCGGCCCUGGCAAUUGGGUUCCAAAGAAAUGUGUUAA
Musca vetustissima is the source of this 732-nucleotide messenger RNA. RefSeq names its product enhancer of split m3 protein (gene E(spl)m3-HLH). Lineage: Eukaryota; Metazoa; Arthropoda; Insecta; Diptera; Muscidae. The coding region runs from base 1 to 732 and encodes 243 amino acids. The record is from RefSeq and is a predicted model, not a curated record. Gene Ontology annotation, cellular component: nucleus. Gene Ontology annotation, molecular function: RNA polymerase II cis-regulatory region sequence-specific DNA binding; protein dimerization activity; DNA-binding transcription factor activity, RNA polymerase II-specific. The transcript has a single exon. Gene Ontology annotation, biological process: regulation of transcription by RNA polymerase II; regulation of neurogenesis; anterior/posterior pattern specification.